AUGCAAUCCCCAAUUACACCCGAUCCCACCAUACAAAAGCGUUACGAGGUUGAACGCGAAAAAAGGAUCAGGCCUGACGCAGAGGCUCAAUUUCUUGAUCUGAACACAGCGGAAACCCUGUCUGACCUGAACAAGGACAUUUGGGUUAAUCAUGAGACACUUAACAAUUCUAAUUCUCCUGUUCGUGACGGUGGUUUUUACGAGGUCCUUAUCCUAGGAGCAGGAUAUGGCGGUCUUCUGUUUGCUGCACGACUAAUUCAGGCUGGGAUCUUGCCUGAAGGCAUUCGGAUCGUAGACAAUGCAGGUGGAUUUGGAGGAACUUGGUAUUGGAACAGAUAUCCUGGGCUUAUGUGCGAUGUAGAAAGCUACAUGUACAUGCCACUCCUCGAGGAGACAGGGUAUAUGCCAAAGCAUAGGUAUGCCUAUGGUCCAGAGCUAUUGCAACACGCCAACCGGAUAGCGAGUCACUUUAAUCUAGAGAACAAAGCAUUGUUUCGAUCGCAUGUGACUGAGAUGAGAUGGGAUGAUCAGGCACGCCAUUGGAUGGUUCAGAUUUAUGAGAACAGAGGCCCAACGAAACCAGGUCAAACACUAAGCGUAAAGUCUCGAUUCGUCAUCACUACGGGUGGUAUCCUAAACGUGCCGCAUGUACCAAAUGUACAAGGCUUAACUACUACCAAAAUCCCACUAUUUCACUCCGCUAGAUGGAGGUAUGACCUUACAGGCGGUACACCAACAGAGCAGAGAAUGGAGAAACUGAAAGAAAAAAGAGUUGGGAUUAUUGGGACAGGGCCUACAGCUAUUCAAAUAGUGCCAGAACUUGCGAAGUGGUCCAAGCAUCUCCUACAUCUCCUAGUAUUCCAGCGCACGCCGACAUCGUGCGAUGUUCGUGGUCAGCGACCGACUGAUCCAGACGAAUGGAAACAGAUUACAGCGCAGAAAGGGUGGCAAAGAGAAAGAAUACAUAACUUUAAUCACUUUGUAAGAGGGGAGCCGCUUCAAGUCGAUCUAGUUCAAGAUGGUUGGUGCCAAAUGCCAAGUUUUAGUGCAUUGAUAGGAUCGGCUCGCAAAGGAAAAAUCCAACCAGAAGACGUCAAAACUCAUAUUGCUGAGCUUGAUGCUAUUGAUUUUCCGAGAGCACAAAGACUAAGAGAACGUGUCGAUAACGUUGUCCAUGAUAAAAAAACGGCAGAGAAACUAAAAUCAUGGUAUCCAACUUAUUGUAAACGGCCAACAUUUCACGACGAGUACCUGCAAUCCUUUAAUCGACCGAAUGUCGAGCUGAUUGAGACAUCAGGAUUUGGUGUGGAGAAAAUUACAGAACGUGGAGUAAUUGUCAAUGGUGUCGAGCAUGAAGUUGAUUUGCUUGUAAUCAGCACUGGUUUUCGAACCACGUCUAGAGAUGGGGUGAAAACACCGUCACGUGAUUGCAACAUAGAAGUAUUUGGGCGACAUGGGCUCAAUCUAAACGAUAAAUGGGAUGCAAAUGGGCCAACAACUCUCCACGGAUGUUGCACACACGAUUUUCCGAAUCUUUUCUUUAAUGGAAUGAGUCAGACUGGAGCUGCUUGCAAUUUAGCUUACGUAUUGGAUAAUCAUGCAAGAACGGUAGCAUACUACAUACAGUCAGCACGCAAAGCAACAAAAACAAACACGUUCGCAAUUGAGCCAUCGCGCGAUGCAGAAGAAGAAUGGGCGAACGAAAGUGCUAGCAUGUCGAACUGGUUUGCUGCCCUUUCACCAUGCACUCCAGGAUAUUUCAAUAACUAUGCGAAGAAAAUCACAGACCCAUUAAGUCAACAAAAGCUUGCACGAGCUGCGCCAUGGGGAUUCGGCAGCCAGGACUAUAUAGAGCGCAUCGAAAAGUGGUGCCAAUCUGGAAGUCUUCAAGGGCUCUUGAUCUCUACUUAG
Messenger RNA from Bipolaris oryzae ATCC 44560, 1911 nucleotides. RefSeq lists its product as uncharacterized. The transcript has 3 exons. The record is from RefSeq and is a predicted model, not a curated record. NCBI's taxonomy places the organism in Eukaryota, Fungi, Ascomycota, Dothideomycetes, Pleosporales, Pleosporaceae. The coding region runs from base 1 to 1911 and encodes 636 amino acids.